Molecule: messenger RNA, 2169 nt
Organism: Microplitis mediator
Lineage: Eukaryota; Metazoa; Arthropoda; Insecta; Hymenoptera; Braconidae
Gene: MFS16
Product: glucose-6-phosphate exchanger SLC37A2
Exons: 9
Coding region: 357-1976 (539 amino acids)
Biological process (GO): transmembrane transport
Cellular component (GO): membrane
Molecular function (GO): transmembrane transporter activity
Source: RefSeq, a predicted model, not a curated record
UUGCUUACAAAGUGAAAUUUUUUUAAUCUUUUGUUGUAUGUAAGAUGUAAAUGUUAACAUAUUGUGUAUCGUUUAGUAUAAUGUUUGGAGAGAGAGUGGUUCGGAGCAUUUGACGUAUGCUAACUUCUGCAUGUCUGGAGUGACGUAGGUUGAUAUCAAAUAUUUUAUUGUGACUCAAUCUUCCACGUAAACAAAAAGAACAAAGAAUAUUUUAAACACAUGUCAAAAAUAAUGUGUAGAUAGUACUGUGUCAACACAUUGAAUAAUGAGUAAUAAUUCAGUCAGACGUAUUUUUCCAUAAAGACAAGAUAAAUUUUUUUUUGCAUAAUUUUUUCAAGUUUUGAUAAAACUACACAAUGGUGCUUCCUCCUGAUACUCCUCCGGGAAUAAAAAUUAUCAAUUCAUUAUCAGCGAAAUGUUGCCCUCAAAGAAGAAUGAAUAAAUUAGCCUGGCACAGAGCUGGGGUAUUAGGGCUUACAUAUUUAGCAUAUACAUGUUACCAUAUGUCAAGAAAACCAAUAUCUGUUGUAAAAAAUGUAUUAAAUUUAAAUUGUAGUAGCUUAUCACCACCACCCGAUUUGAUAAUUGAUGAUACUAAUCGCUAUACAUGGUGUGAUUGGGCCCCAUUUGACACCCCUGAUGCGCCUGCAUUACUAGGAGCCUUAGAUUCGGCUUUUUUAUUUGCUUAUGCCGCAGCAAUGUUCCUCAGUGGAUUUGUAGCUGAACGAGUUAAUCUUAGAUACUUUUUAUCACUAGGUAUGAUUGCAUCUGGAAUAGCUUCAUAUUUAUUUGGUAUUGCAAAGCCAUACAAAAUACAUAGCAUGUGGUAUUUUAUUCUAGUUCAGGCACUUGGAGGAAUUUUUCAAACAAGUGGAUGGCCAGGUGUAGUUACAGUUGUAGGUAAUUGGUUCGGUAAAGGUAAAAGAGGUCUUAUAUUUGGUGUAUGGAAUUCACAUACAUCUUUAGGAAAUAUACUUGGUAGUUUAAUAGCAGCUGAAUAUGUGGAAACAAAUUGGGGUUUUAGUUUUAUCGUACCUGGAAUAUUAAUGGGCUGUGCUGGUUUUAUAAUAUUUUUAUUUCUUGCUCCUCACCCUGCCGAUGUUAAUUGUGUAUCGCCCAAUCCACCAAAAUUUAAAAGAUUAAACGCAACAACUAGUUCUGAUGAAGGAACUACAUCUAGUGACGAUGUUGAUAGACAUCUAGUAAGCGACGAUGACCAAUUCAUCCAUCGUGUUAAUUGGCACCAGCAUGGCUUUGAUCCUGAUGUAGAAAAUUUAAGAUCUGAAACGAGUCCUAUGCUAUCGGUGAACAGACGUAUGCAUGGUUCCAAAGAAACAGCAAUCGGAUUUGUUGGUGCAAUACAAAUACCUGGGGUCUUUGAGUACUCUCUUUCACUUUUUUUUGCUAAACUCGUUAGCUAUACAUUCCUCUAUUGGCUGCCUUUAUACAUAAGUGCAACAACUACUUACAGUGCUACAUUAAGUGCUGAUUUGUCAACAUUAUUUGAUGUCGGUGGUAUAGCAGGAGCUAUCGCAGCUGGAGUUUUGUCUGACUACAGUGGAAUGAGUGCAAUGACAUGUGCAUCGAUGCUCGCAUUAGCAAUACCAAUGCUAUUUAUAUAUGAUUACGUUGGGAGCUCAAAUCUUGCUACAAACAUUGUACUGUUACUGUCGGCUGGAUUAUUAGUAAAUGGGCCGUAUGCAUUGAUAACGACAGCAGUAUCCGCAGAACUUGGAACACACCCCAGUCUUGGAGAUAAUUCAAAGGCUUUGGCAACUGUAACAGCAAUAAUUGAUGGUACCGGAAGUAUUGGUGCUGCUGUAGGUCCAUUAUUAGCAGGAGUUGUAUCUAGAUGGACAGGCUGGCACAAUGUAUUUUAUAUGUUAAUGUUUGCUGAUCUCUUAGCUUUAUUAUUAUUAUCUAGAUUAGUUUACCGAGAAUUAAGAAUGUAUCGACAACGGCGACUGGCUGUUUAAAUUAACUUGCAGAUUAUCAAUUUUUAAUACCAUAUUUUCAUAUUAAUAUUUUUAAUAAAUAAUAUUAAUGAUAUUGUUAAUGAUUACAUUUAUAAAAAUUUACGUUCUAUGAAUGAUAAAAAUGUAUUUUUAAAAUUAAUUAUAAAUUAUAAAUACGUGGUAUAGUAAAUACAUGAUUUUUUGACAAAAUCAA